AUGGAUGAAAUUGCAACUUCCUCGGAGAUCACAGAAACAUUUGUUUCUGACCCGAACUCCAGACAGUUCGAGGAAGAUGGACACCCUCCAUUGGAAACCCGCCAUCUGAACAUGAUACACGAGGAAUUGGAGAAAUUGAACAUAUCGACGGAUGUAAUUAACAAAAUGGAAGUUCAGUUGGAUGCGGCCCGGGCAGAUUUUCGGGAAACACAAGUUCAGUGGUCGGAGAAGUUGAAAGAGUUAUCGAAACAGUACUCCAGUCAGAUUGCGAAGGCCCGGCCGUUUUAUGAGCUGAAAAUUAAGGAACGAACACUCCGAGAAGAGUCCCAAAAAGCAGCUGAGCGAUUCGAACGGGCAACUUCAAUCCUUGCAAUUGCAAAACAACAAGUCUCGCUCACACAAGAAAGUCUGUCAAGACAGACAUCUGUACUUCCGGAAUGUCUAGAGGUGCUCAAUCAUCACAUCCAAAGAGUCCGAGAGGUUGAGGAGGAAAGGACAGCGGCGGAAUCUUUACAUGCAUCAAAAGCACAUGCAAUGCUCCAUCUGGCAGAAAAUAUUAGAGCUAUGGAAAAAGAUAAUAGAUAUGCUAUCAAAAAGUCCCGGUUAUAUUUCGAAAAACGACUGGAGUUUACAAAAAUCCUAGAAGCACAGAAGGCCACUAUCCUAUGCUUGGAAGCUGAAGUCCGACAGAAAAAGAACGACUACACAACCUCACUGAGAAAUCUGGAGAGGAUCAGUGAACGAAUUCACGAGGAACGAUCGACGGGAUCUGGGGAGAGUGGUGUUUCAUCUGACCAGGAAGAUAGGCUAGACGACUACAAGAGUAGUGAUAGUCUACCUGGCAAUCCGCCGCCAUACGCACCAACUGCACCUCCUCCGUAUGAGGACAAGUAUAUUAUUGAUAAGGAUGAUGACUCUAUCGUUCUCAAUAUGAUGAAAGCGGAGCAGGAAGAAGAAGGAGAGAAACGACACUCCAGAUCUUUAGGGUCCGGUGUGAUUCUUCUUGCCCAACAACUGAUUGGAAAUGGAAACGCAACUGAAAAACACAAUCUCACUCCACCAAGACACGGUGAAGAAGCAGACAUUAGCUACCAUACCCGUCCAAUUGGACUCUCAGAUGGAUCUGACAACUCCGAAGUCUCUUCUCUUGCCUCAUUCAAUAUUGGAGAUGAUGACACCGUAUCGAAAAUGCUAAUGAGUCAUUCCGAACUCAUCAAGGACAUCGAACUGGCCACAGACCGUGUAGGACAUAUUCUCAAGCCGACCGUCAAAAGUGUAUCAAAUGCUCAUGAAGCGUAA
Messenger RNA from Caenorhabditis remanei, 1299 nucleotides. RefSeq lists its product as uncharacterized. The transcript has 8 exons. Gene Ontology annotation, cellular component: cytoplasm. Gene Ontology annotation, molecular function: protein kinase inhibitor activity. The record is from RefSeq and is a predicted model, not a curated record. Bases 1 to 1299 code for a protein of 432 amino acids. Gene Ontology annotation, biological process: negative regulation of protein tyrosine kinase activity; intracellular signal transduction. NCBI's taxonomy places the organism in Eukaryota, Metazoa, Nematoda, Chromadorea, Rhabditida, Rhabditidae.